CUCAAACCUGGCAUAGUUUCUUCAGAUGGAAUGGAGUGGGAGAGUGGACACCUGAAUGCAUAGAAGAGAAAAAAUUUCCACAAGUUGUUAUUUGGGAUGAGGUAUGUACAGUUCCUAAACAUAUUCUUGAAAUGUUCAUUAAUUAUUUAUUAAAACAUAAAUGCCAAGUAAUUUGUUGUGGUGACGAUGCACAACCUCUGCCAUUCUUCGGAGAAAUGCUACAUAAUUGGUUAAAAGAGCAUGCUGAUUAUUAUGAAGAAGUUUUAACUGAUUAUCAACGUCUCGAAAAAGAAUGGACUCCCUCAGAUCGUAUAUUAUCAGCACAUCGCCUAUCUCAAAGAAUUGCAUCACAAAAAUACCUUGAACUCCAUCGUAUUAAAUAUCCAGAUCAACCGGUUCCACUAAUAUAUAGGCCAAGAGAUGGACAUAAACAAAACUGCCUCAUUUCAAUUCCUGGUUCAUCUGAGAAACAAGAACUAGUAAAAAAUGAUAUA
Messenger RNA from Racocetra persica, 494 nucleotides. The record is from the annotation of a GenBank genome assembly. NCBI's taxonomy places the organism in Eukaryota, Fungi, Glomeromycota, Glomeromycetes, Diversisporales, Gigasporaceae.